This is a messenger RNA of Arachis duranensis, 1116 nucleotides long. RefSeq lists its product as uncharacterized. The coding region runs from base 1 to 1116 and encodes 371 amino acids. Gene Ontology annotation, molecular function: DNA helicase activity. The transcript has a single exon. Lineage: Eukaryota; Viridiplantae; Streptophyta; Magnoliopsida; Fabales; Fabaceae. Gene Ontology annotation, biological process: telomere maintenance; DNA repair. The record is from RefSeq and is a predicted model, not a curated record.
AUGACUAACAAAUUAGUAUUUGAAGUGCUCGAUAGGACGUUGCUUGAUAUAAUGGUUUCGGUCUCUGAUAGGAAUAAAGAUUUACCUUUCGGUGGGAAGGUGGUCGUUCUCGGUGGUGAUUUCAGGCAGGUCUUGCCAGUUAUUCCAAAAGGUUCUCGUGUUAAGAUUGUGAUGGCGUCCAUAAAUUCUUCUGUCCUCUGGAAAUAUUGUGAAGUUUUGCGAUUGUCAAAAAAUAUGAGGUUAGCAAGUGGAUUGGAACAAUCAACUGAUCAGGAGUUAAGGUCAUUUUCAGAUUGGAUACUUCAAAUCGGUGAAGGUCGAUGUGGAACAGUGGUCAAUGAUAAACUUUUUGUUGAUAUUUCUUCUGAUCUAAUCAUUCCUGUCUUGGAAAAUCUUGUGGAAGAUAUUGUAAAUACAAUCUAUCCGAAUUUGGUUCAGAAUUUUUGUGAUCCAAGUUUUUUCCAGGAUAGGGCAAUGUUGGCUCCGACUAUCGACAAUGUUGAAGAGAUAAACAAUUAUAUAGUUGACUUGUUGCCCGAUGAGGAGAAAAAUUAUCUUAGUGCUGAUUCAAUAUGUGGUAGUGAUGCCUAUUAUGACAUUGAUGUUGAUUGGAUAAAUGUUGAAUUCUUGAAUCAGAUUAGGUGUUCUGGUCUACCUAGUCAUUCGUUUAAGUUGAAAAUAGGCGUGCCUAUUAUUUUGUUGAGGAAUAUUGAUCCGACUGGGGGUUUGUGUAAUGGAACUCGAGUUGUUGUGCGAGAUCUAGGGACAAAUGUGAUCGGUGCGGAUAUUAUUUCUGGUAGCAAUGUUGGGGAUAAAGUUUUUAUCACCAGAAUGAAUAUGAUUCCCAGUGAUAUGGUUAUACCGUUUAAAUUCCAACACCGUCAAUUCCCGGUCUCUCUAUCGUUUACGAUGACAAUCAACAAAAGCCAGGGUCAGACAUUAUCAACAGUUGGUUUGUUCUUGCGUCGUCCUGUGUUUUGUCACGGUCAACUUUAUGUAGCUCUUUUCCGAGUUAGGAAUAGAAAUGGUCUUAAGAUUUUACUUUGUGAUGAAGGAUUAAUUGAUCCUACCAGGACUGAAAAUGUUGUAUUUAAGGAAGUUUUUGAUAAGAUAUAA